UGCGGAUCUUUGGCUGCGCUCACCUCUACCACCACAGCUAUGGCUCCUCCACCUCCUGCCCCCAAACCAGCGGAUAGAAAUACCCUAACAGGCGAGAUUCCGGAGACAAAGGAUGGUGUGGACACCGACGACACGACCAACGGGAUUCGUGUCUUUGAUCCAGCCUUUCUCAACACUGCUGCCAUAAGCUCCAAGAUCACAUUUAUCGAUGGUGGUAAGGGUUUCUUGAUGCACAGGGGGUACCCUAUCGAACAACUCGCGGAGAGAUCCGACUUUCUGGAAACGGCCUACUUGCUCAUCUACGGCGAGCUGCCGAGUAAGAGCCAGAGCGAGAUAUGGAAGUUUGAGGUGAUGCAUCAUACCGAGAUUGCGGACGAUCUUGCGAAGGUUAUUGGGAGUAUGAGAUAUGACUCCCAUCCCAUGUCGGCAAACCCGGCCCUGCAGGGUCGGAACCUGUACAUCCACGACAAAGCCAUAAUGAACAAAAACAUCAUCCGUAUAAUCGGUAAAUCUGCCACCGUCGCCGCGGCGAGCAUGCGCGUGCGCAUGAACCGACCCUUCAUCGCUCCACGCUCGGACAUGGGCUUCGCCGAGAACAUGCUGUACAUGAUGGACGCCACGUCCGACGCGGAGAACUACAAGCCGGACGCGAGGUUAGCCAAAGCGCUGGAGGCUCUGUUCAUCCUGCACGCGGACCACGAAAUGAACUGCUCGACCGCGGCGAUGACACACGUGGGCUCCUCCCUGGUGGAUCCUUACUCGGCCGUCUCGGCCGCCGCCGCAGCGCUCUACGGCCCGCUACACGGCGGCGCGAACGAGGCGGUCAUCCGCAUGAUCGAGAAGAUUGGGGCGGUGGAGAACAUCCCGGCCUUUAUAUCUGCCGUCAAGGCCAAGAAGGAACUCCUCUUCGGCUUCGGCCAUAGAGUCUACCGUAACACCGACCCGCGUAGCAAGAUCAUUCGUGAGGUGGCGGAAACCGUGUUCGCAGCCUGCGGCCACGAGCCACUCAUUGAAGUCGCUACUGCACUCAAAGACGCCGCCCUUGCAGAUCCCUGGUUUGUGGAAAAGAAGCUGUACCCGAACGUGGAUUACUGGUCCGGCUUGAUUUACCGCAGUCUGGGAUUUCCGCUGGAUUUUUUCCCAGUGCUAUUUGCAGUGCCUAGGGUCGCAGGCUGGCUUGCGCACUGGAAGCAGGCCAUCGAGGCGAGUAACCCAAAGAUUUGGAGACCCAGGCAGGUUUACGUAGGCCCGCAGGUUAGGGAUUACGUACCUAUCGAGUGCAGGUUGGAGAGGGAGAUUCGGGAUGGGAAAGAAGGGAUUUUGGGGCUACCGGCAUGUAUCCUUUUGUUUUUUCCCAGCCUUCUCAAAGUGUGGCUGAAUUGGGAUGUGCUGAUGAUACUGGGGGUGAUAGCACUACCAGUCGAGAAGAAGACUGGGUGCCAAGUUGUAAAUAGGUUGGAGUCCGCGCCCAAGAGUUUCAUUUCCUUCCCUUUUCAUUUCUUUUCCGGCUGGAGUGUGUGCGUGCGCGUUUCGCUGCGUUACAUCAUAGCCAAUUCCAUCUCUCCUCCUAUCAACAUCAAAUAUCCCUCCACCGAGUGAUCACCCGUGAAUUCACAGUCACGUGCGCGGAAAUGGUGUGUAGAAAAGGAGAAAGAAAAGCUUCACGCACA
Messenger RNA from Tuber melanosporum (Perigord truffle), 1670 nucleotides. RefSeq lists its product as uncharacterized. The transcript has 5 exons. The coding region runs from base 40 to 1599 and encodes 519 amino acids. Gene Ontology annotation, molecular function: acyltransferase activity, acyl groups converted into alkyl on transfer. Gene Ontology annotation, biological process: tricarboxylic acid cycle. The record is from RefSeq and is a predicted model, not a curated record. NCBI's taxonomy places the organism in Eukaryota, Fungi, Ascomycota, Pezizomycetes, Pezizales, Tuberaceae.